Messenger RNA from Cricetulus griseus (Chinese hamster), 1760 nucleotides. NCBI's taxonomy places the organism in Eukaryota, Metazoa, Chordata, Mammalia, Rodentia, Cricetidae. The record is from RefSeq and is a predicted model, not a curated record.
GGUACCCCACCUCCCUCUCUCCCCUUCUUUGUUUCUCUAGUACUGGGUUCUCCAAAGAAACAAGUAAUUAAAAAGGAGAAUCUCAAAUCUCACGGCCCUGGUUCAUAUCCCAGCUUUGCCACUACCCAGACUUGGGAAUCUGGAUGAAUCCAUUAUUUCUGUACACUGGGUGUUUUUGUAGGAAGUUUGUUUCCCCCAUCUGUAAAACACAAAUUAUAAUCUAGUCCCUUCUUCCGUUAGGAAGUAAAUUGUAAGUGGACAGCCUUCAGCACAGUGCCUGGCUCAUACGUACACUCAGUAAAAGCUGUAGGAGACAGCUAGCCCUUAGCGAGUCUGUGGAGUGAGUGUUUCCUAAGCUUUGAAGAGUAAAGCUAUGCUAUGCAGAUGUGUCAGUUAGCGUAUGGGUUCAAACGUGGUGACAAGAGGAAUGACGGCUUGGGACCAAUGGAAGAUAAUUCUCACACACGAGAAGCCUGUGGAAUGUAUUGUCACUCUCUCCUGGUUGCCAAGCACAUUCUGCCUUUUCCCCCAAAACCGUGAUGUGACGGUUCGUCUCUGCGUCAAGUACAUCGGUGUCAAAUAAAUGAUUGGAUUUUUUUUUUAAGGCUAAGCCUGUUUUUUUUUUUAACGACCAUCCAAAUACCCAUCUACGCCAAGUUACCUAAUGAGGGACCCCUCGGGGUCCAGGAUGGCGCCCACUGCGCAGCCGUAGAGAUUACAGGCGAAUCCCUAUUGGCUGGUAGCGCGGGGCAGUGUUCUCGCGAGAAGCGGCGCGGCGAGGCUCGGCGCAUGUCCAGUCCGAACCCGACGCGGCCGUCCAUCCGUAUACAGGGAUACGCUGACGCAAAUUCCGGUCCGCACCCCACCCUUUCUGCAAUCGGAAGUCCGGAGAAGAGCCGGAAAUCCGGGGAACUGCCGGAAAUCCGGAGAAGAGCCGUGGGGUGACCACGUAGGGGUCAGAGCAAACGUGGGGGUCAGUGGAACGGAAGUAAUCGGAUCUUACGCAGCCGUAAAGCGCCUUCGGUCGAACUAUCUUCCGGUUAGCGACAACGGACGGCUCGGACGCCGGUGCCAUCCUUCCUGUAGACCGCGACUCCGGUUGGACCUUCGGCGAUCCACGUUUCGCCUCAGCUCUUCCCUGUCGGCGCCCCUUCACCAAGAUCAUGUUCAAGAAAUUUGACGAGAAGGAGAGCGUGUCCAACUGCAUCCAGCUGAAAACCUCCGUUAUUAAGGGUAUUAAGAGCCAACUGACCGAACAGUUCCCAGGUAUCGAGCCGUGGCUUAAUCAAAUCAUGCCUAAGAAAGAUCCAGUCAAAAUAGUGCGAUGCCAUGAACACAUGGAAAUCCUUACAGUCAACGGAGAAUUACUGUUUUUCAGGCAGAGAAAAGGACCUUUUUAUCCAACGCUAAGAUUACUUCACAAAUACCCGUUUAUCCUGCCACACCAGCAGGUCGACAAAGGAGCCAUCAAAUUUGUGCUCAGUGGUGCAAAUAUCAUGUGUCCAGGUUUAACAUCUCCUGGAGCGAAGCUCUACGCUGCUGCAGUAGAUACCAUCGUGGCGGUCAUGGCAGAAGGGAAAGAGCAUGCCCUGUGUGUCGGAGUCAUGAAGAUGGCUGCAGCAGACAUUGAGAAAAUCAACAAGGGGAUCGGCAUUGAAAAUAUCCAUUAUCUAAAUGACGGGCUGUGGCACAUGAAGACAUAUAAGUGAGCCUUAGAUGCAAUGCACUUGAGCUAAAUAUAAAUAUUGUGUUGUAUCUGU